AUGCCAACCUCAAAUGAACAACCCCCGGGGGGGGGGGGGGGGGGCGAUAUCAACACUGUCAUCACUCCUGAAACGUCGAGGAUUAUCACCACGAAUGCCAAGCGAGGCUAUGUAACAUUGAGCAUACCCACAUGUCUUCGUGUAGCAAAGGCACAGAGCAUGGACAAGGAGGAAACCAGGGAACACACGCGCGAAGUCAUGGAGCUCGACCGGAAACACAACCACGGAACCGCCAGAGCCAGAACAGCAAGGAUAUGUAACUGCCCCAAAAACGAAGACGUGAACUGGAGACUCAGUAUAACUGUAAGAGUCCACAACUGGCAGAGGCUCCCCCAAGACGGCAUCUAG
This is a messenger RNA of Lactuca virosa, 348 nucleotides long. The record is from the annotation of a GenBank genome assembly. NCBI's taxonomy places the organism in Eukaryota, Viridiplantae, Streptophyta, Magnoliopsida, Asterales, Asteraceae.